This is a messenger RNA of Pteronotus mesoamericanus, 3058 nucleotides long. It is a transcript of the gene SLC22A3, whose product is annotated as solute carrier family 22 member 3. NCBI's taxonomy places the organism in Eukaryota, Metazoa, Chordata, Mammalia, Chiroptera, Mormoopidae. The transcript is spliced from 11 exons. The record is from RefSeq and is a predicted model, not a curated record. Gene Ontology annotation, molecular function: transmembrane transporter activity. Bases 27 to 1664 code for a protein of 545 amino acids. Gene Ontology annotation, cellular component: membrane. Gene Ontology annotation, biological process: transmembrane transport.
GCCCUGGCUGCGGGCGGGCGCGCACCAUGCCCUCCUUCGACGAGGCGCUGCAGAGGGCCGGCGAGUUCGGGCGCUUCCAGCGGCGCGUGUUCCUGCUACUGUGCCUGACGGGCGUCACCUUCGCCUUCCUCUUCGUCGCCGUGGUCUUCCUGGGCAGCCGGCCCGACCACUACUGGUGCCGCGGGCCGAGCGCCGCCGCGCUGGCCGAGCGCUGCGGCUGGAGCCCCGAGGAGGAGUGGAACCGCACGGCGCCCGAGCGCCGGGGCCACGGGCACUGCCAGCGCUUCCUCCUGGAGGCGGCCAACGCCACCGCGCUCAGCUGCGCGGACCCGCUCGCCGCCUUCCCCAACCACUCGGCGCCGCUCGUGCCGUGCAGCGGCGGCUGGCGCUACGCCCAAGCCCACUCCACCGUCGUCAGCGAGUUUGACCUCGUGUGUGUCAAUGCUUGGAUGCUGGACCUCACACAAGCCAUCCUGAACCUGGGCUUCCUGGCUGGAGCGUUCACCUUGGGCUAUGCAGCAGACAGGUACGGCCGAAUAGUCAUUUACUUAAUAUCCUGUUUCGGUGUUGGCGUCACUGGUGUGGUGGUGGCAUUUGCACCAAAUUUCCCUGUGUUUGUGGUCUUCCGCUUCUUACAAGGCGUGUUUGGAAAGGGGACAUGGAUUACUUGCUAUGUGAUUGUGACGGAAAUCGUUGGUUCAAAGCAAAGGAGGAUUGUGGGAAUCGUGAUUCAGAUGUUUUUCACCCUUGGAAUCAUAAUUCUCCCUGGAAUCGCCUACUUUAUCCCCAACUGGCAGGGGAUCCAGCUGGCUAUAACGCUGCCCAACUUUCUCUUCCUCCUUUAUUACUGGGCAGUUCCCGAAUCUCCCCGCUGGCUGAUUACUCGGAAGAAAGGUGACAAAGCACUAAAAAUUCUGAGGAGCGUUGCCAAAUGCAAUGGAAAAUAUCUCUCGCCCCAUUACUCAGAGAUCACUGUUACAGAUGAGGAAGUUAGUAAUCCAUCCUUUUUAGAUCUGGUGAGAACUCCCCAAAUGAGGAAGUGCACACUUAUUCUUAUGUUUGCUUGGUUUACCAGUGCGGUGGUGUACCAAGGGCUUGUCAUGCGCCUGGGCAUCACAGGAGGCAACCUCUAUAUCGACUUCUUUGUCUCCGGAGUCGUGGAGCUGCCAGGAGCCCUUCUGAUCCUGCUGACCAUUGAGCGUAUCGGACGACGUCUUCCCUUUGCAGCGAGCAAUAUCGUGGCAGGAGUGGCGUGCCUGGUCACAGCUUUCUUACCCGAGGGAAGAGCAUGGCUGAGGACCACGGUCGCUACCUUGGGACGGCUGGGGAUAACCAUGGCCUUUGAGAUUGUUUAUUUGGUGAAUUCAGAAUUGUACCCGACGACGUUACGAAACUUUGGAGUUUCACUCUGCUCAGGUUUAUGUGACUUUGGGGGGAUCAUAGCCCCAUUUCUGCUCUUCCGACUCGCGGCCAUUUGGCUAGAACUACCUCUUAUCAUCUUUGGUAUCCUGGCAUCGGUCUGUGGCGGUCUCGUGAUGCUGUUGCCUGAAACCAAGGGCAUUGCCUUGCCAGAGACAGUGGAUGAUGUAGAAAAACUUGGCAGUCCACAUUCCUAUAGAUGUGGCAGGAAAAGGAAAACCCCAGUGUCAAGCUCUCACCUCUGAGCCCCCGCCAAAGACAAAAGGGAGGAGCCCCUCGGGCCAACCCCCUGAGGCGCCGGCGUGCCCUGCAGAGAGAGACGCGUGUGUCUACUUCAGCUGCGUGACGCAGUGCAGCUCCAACUGUUUUUGAAUACUUUACAAAAACAUCCACGCUAUCCAGAGUAUUUUUAAUAUAAUUUUGGAGAAGAGGUUUUCUUCUGACCUUGGGAAGUGUCGCCGACCCAUCAGUCACAGAGAGACAAGAGAAGCCCCUCCCAAUCUGCAUGACAGCUCCGUCAGGAGCACAGGAAAAGUGUGCAGAGCUGGAAUCAGCAAAGCUGAUCAAGGAACCGAGGCUGUGGACGGAGCGUUCGGAAGGUUCCUGGGAGGACAAAGACAUGGCAGUUCCGUAACGAAGACCCUGGGACCCGUGGGACUGAGCCUUCGCUUUGCCUUCACUUUCCCUUCGUGCCUUGAGCUCCGGGAGUCCCGGCAGCAUCGGGAUCGCAGGCGUGUUCAGACCUCAUUCUUCAAAUAAGCACAAAUCGGCUGUGCCACCUGAGGAAUUCAUUAUUGUAAAAUCAGGUGGGGUCCCAAGAAGAAGAGGGAUGGUUUUAGUCCUCGUAGGGGAACACCUGGAGCCACACAUUCUUUACUGAGCAAAACCCAUGGAUUGUGAACGAUUUCAUGGGUUGUAAGAUUUUAACCAUAACGGGACAUUUAUCUUUUAAGUGUGAGUUCAGUUCUCUGACGGUGCCUACAGUCAAGAGUGAAAAACAUGGGCAGUUCUCAUUCAACCUUGACACUUUUCACUUGUUUUGGGAAGUAGCUUACAUUUUACUUUAAAAGAAAGGUCAGGUAGAUCCAUGCUUAGAAUUAAGCAGAAAGUUUAUAAGUGCCUUGAUAGAUACUACUAAGGGAUUUGAUCCUUCUUUUUUGGUUACUGAGACUUUCGAAAUGCGGAGCUUAAAUACAAACAUCCUGUCUUUUUCUGAGGUUCUGCUCCAGAUGUCUUGCUUGGUAUAUUUUCAGAUUCAGUAUACGCCUAAUGCAAAAUUUACUUUUUCUAAUGACUUAUUCUGUGUAGACAGGCAAAAUGGACACCAAAGGGAAGUCUUGCCAACAGGGGGGGAAAUUUCUCUGUGAACACGUGAGGGUACCUACAAAGUGUGUGCGGAUUGCAAAAUAAGCUCUUUCCUGCUCCGAGCGCCUGCGGAGUGAGCACCACUGCUCUGUCUCCGAGGAAGGAAACGCAGCCCCGAGGGCGUGCCGCUGCCUCUGCCCUUCACUCGUCGGCUUUCUUUGCAUCUCUCUUUGCUGCAGGGUGACUGCUGCUCCUUGGUACUAUCACCUUUGAAUUGUAUUUGAGUUGAGACUUUGGUCCUGGUAACAAUAAAAAUGUUAAAUUGUCAAGAAAA